This is a messenger RNA of Arachis duranensis, 1353 nucleotides long. RefSeq names its product protein FAR-RED IMPAIRED RESPONSE 1-like. The transcript is spliced from 3 exons. Lineage: Eukaryota; Viridiplantae; Streptophyta; Magnoliopsida; Fabales; Fabaceae. The record is from RefSeq and is a predicted model, not a curated record. Bases 1 to 1353 code for a protein of 450 amino acids. Gene Ontology annotation, biological process: regulation of DNA-templated transcription.
AUGGAUGUUGAUUCGGAACCACUUAAUUCACAAGACAACGUUGAAGAUUGCUUGAUGACUGGUGUGGAAGAGAAUGUAAAUUGCACUUGUGAUUGCGGUGACAGCAGUAGCAAGUUUGUUGUUGUGACGGCCGAUGAUAUUAUAAACCAAACAUUUGAAAUAUCGGAUGCAACUUAUUACUUGUAUGUGCGUUAUGCAAGGUUUGUCAGGUUUAGAGUUCGCAAGGGUGAUACAGCGCGUGGAAAAUAUGGAACACAACGCAGAAGGCCAAGCCGGGGGUACGGUUAUGCUAAUGUCGGGUUCACAAAGAAGGAUCUGGAUAACCACAUUGAAAGAACUCAUCAUGCAAAGCUCAUUGGUGAGGAUUCUAAUGCAACAAUUAGCUAUCUACUUGGAAAAGCCGAUGUUGACCCCAUGGCCAUGACAAGGUACAGUGCUACUGAUGAAAGUCGGCUGGCAAAUCUAUUUUGGGCAGAUGGCAUUUGUAGGGCGGAUUAUCAGUGCUUUGAAGAUGUGCUUGCAUUUGAUACAACCUAUCGAAAAAAUAAGUACAGAAGACCGUUGGUAAUCUUCUCAGGUUGUAACCAUCACCGUCAAACAUGCAUAUUUGGCUUUGCCUUGAUAGAGAACGAACAAACGCCAACAUAUACGUGGUUGUCGCAAAACUUUCUAGAUGUCAUGCUGAAUAAGUCUCCUAGUAUUGUGGUCACAUACGGUGAUGAGGUAAUAAAGGCAGCAAUUCAAGAAAUCUUCCCAAAUGCAACUCACCGAUUAUGUGGUUGGCACAUUCAGAAAAAUAUAACGGCAAACAUAAAAAGUAAAGGUUUUUCCGACAACUUCAGAAGAUGGUUGUAUGCUCCAUGGCAUCCGGAUGAAUUUGAAGAAUAUUGGAAGAAUAUGAUAAAAAAAUAUGGGUUGGAGGAAAAUGAAUGGGUACUAAAUGAAUAUCAAAAGAGGAAAAGCUGGGCAAGCGCCUACUUGCGAGAUAAAUUCUGUGCUGAAUUUAGAACAACAUCAAGGGAUUAUAGACACAACGAAUUAGUUUCUCAAUUUAAGACGGUGUACGGAGAGCCUAUGUUAACAACUCGCUUAGCUGCAUUGGAGCUUUGUGCUGCAAAUUUUUACACACGGGAGAUGUUUGGCAAAGUAAAAACAGAAAUUGAAGGAGUGGUUGCAUUAGAUGUUAUAAAUGAGGAAAAUAUAUCAACUAUUGUUGUGUUAAAAGUUAAGGAGUGUGAUAGAGGGCAACAAUAUACACCGUACUUUAUGAGCACAACACCAAGAAUAUGGAGUGUGAAUGUAGUAGGUGGAGUAGUGAAGGCAUUCCUUGUAGCCACAUGUUUUGUGCCAUGA